This is a messenger RNA of Suillus discolor, 813 nucleotides long. RefSeq lists its product as uncharacterized. The record is from RefSeq and is a predicted model, not a curated record. Lineage: Eukaryota; Fungi; Basidiomycota; Agaricomycetes; Boletales; Suillaceae. The transcript is spliced from 2 exons. Bases 1 to 813 code for a protein of 270 amino acids.
AUGUUUUCUGUUGGAAGUCAAUUGCCGCUGACAGAAGGCAUGGAAGGCUCAAACGACGACCAUCCCAUUAUCAUUCCCGAACUCAGCAUGAAUAUGUUCGAACUGUUCCUCUCAGUUGCAUACAAUAGUUGGAAACCCGAAGGUCCCACUCACGAUGAUGUCCUUGACCUUCUUCGUUUCAGCAAUAAAUUCAUGAGCCAAAAGGCUCGUGAUGUCGCCAUCAAUCACCUCCACGAACGUCGAUUCCAACACAAACCAUACGAGCUACUUGCACUCUGCCUCGAAUUUUCAAUCUCAAAGUUCUUUGUUCCCGCUUUUCGCCGUCUCGUCGAAUUUCGCAUCCGUGAUAUUCCAGGACCAGUGCGAAGGAGACUUGGGUUUGAAGUCUGGAAUGCAUUCGUAGAUCUAAAAGAACUUCUCGAUGAGCAUAACCGUAUUAUUGCCUGCGAGGAACCACCCAUUAUCACACAUUCACCAUACUGCACUGACAACACCGCUUGUUUCAUUGAUUGGCGGCAACUGUGGUGGAACUCGAUGGCGCGUUUUCUCCUUGAUGGCCGCAAUCCUCAAAAAUUUAAUGAAGCUAUCGAGCGCUUCCAGGAACUUGGGCCAGAAAUUGGAAGGGUCAAUCCAGAGUGCUGGAAAACGCUGCUUCAGACGGUGAAGAAAGCAACAGCUUUCUGUCUCGCUUUUGAUCUGGUCGAGGAGACAGCUCAGCAGUUGUCGGCGGCCCUGAUCAUGGAGCCUGCCCCGAUGCUGACGAAAGCCGAAUUGGAUACCUUGGGCUUGCCAAGCCAUGAAGAAAUUUUAUAA